This is a messenger RNA of Arabidopsis lyrata subsp. lyrata, 1408 nucleotides long. RefSeq names its product probable methyltransferase At1g27930. The coding region runs from base 325 to 1194 and encodes 289 amino acids. The transcript has a single exon. Lineage: Eukaryota; Viridiplantae; Streptophyta; Magnoliopsida; Brassicales; Brassicaceae. The record is from RefSeq and is a predicted model, not a curated record. Gene Ontology annotation, biological process: xylan biosynthetic process.
ACAAGUGGGCACGAAACCCCAUACUCCAAUUAAAAUAACAUAUGUCCACAGAUAUUUUUUCAAAAUUCGAAUAAGCCACUGUUACGUGUCUUGUUCACAUCAUCCACUUCAGCCAAAGUUACUUCAAUGGUCGGAUAUCGACACGUGUCAUUUAAUCAGACCAUCUCCAAGAAAAAAUAUCCCAAAUCUUUUUCCGCUAUUCAGUCCCCCAAUGAACAAUCCUCUUCACAUUUCUAUUUUCUCCUCCGAGGUCGUCUCUCGACCAAACCACAAAACCAGAACAAAAAUAGAUAAAAAAUAAUCAGAUCUGAGAUCGAACAAAACAUGAACACGUUAAUCCCAUCGGAGAAACGAUGGAUCAUCACCGGUGUUUUACUCGCGGGUUUAGUUGGCGGUGCUUUACUCUUCACAAGCUUCAUACGAGCCGCUGACGAAACUCUCUUCCUCUGUUCCACCGCGAACGCCAAAAGCAGAGCGGUGGCUGCAGCGGCUGAUUAUGCAGCGACUCCGAUCCAGCUUCAAGCGAUCGUCCACUACGCGACAUCUACCGUUGUCCCACAACAGAAUCUUGCUGAGAUCUCGAUCUCUUUCAACAUCUUGAAAAAGCUAGCUCCGGCUAACUUCCUCGUGUUUGGUCUCGGCCGCGACUCGCUCAUGUGGGCUUCUUUAAAUCCACGUGGGAAAACCUUGUUCUUGGAAGAAGAUCUUGAAUGGUUUCAGAAAGUGACCAAAGACUCUCCUUUCUUACGUGCGCAUCACGUGCGUUACAGGACGCAGCUUCAACAAGCCGAUUCGCUUCUUCGCUCGUACAAAACGGAGCCAAACUGUUUUCCGGCGAAAUCUUAUCUCCGGGGAAACGAGAAGUGUAAGCUAGCUCUCACGGGACUCCCCGAUGAGUUCUACGAUACAGAGUGGGAUCUGUUAAUGCUCGAUGCUCCUAAAGGUUACUUCCCUGAAGCUCCGGGAAGAAUGGCGGCGAUUUUCUCGGCGGCGGUCAUGGCUAGGAACCGGAAGAAACCUGGAGUUACGCACGUGUUCUUGCACGAUAUUAAUCGGAGGGUGGAGAAGACUUUCGCCGAAGAGUUUUUAUGCCGGAAGUAUAGAGUCAACGCCGCUGGGAGGUUAUGGCAUUUCGCUAUUCCUCCGGCGGCUGCGAACGCUACGAUUGACUCUGGUGACUAUAGGUUUUGCUAAGAUUGCGACACGUCUCUCUCCUUAUUUCCUCUUUUGCCCUUUUUAUCUUACUUUUUUCGAGGAGUCUUAUUACAGCAUUGGGUUCACUUAUAUUAUCUGAUUUAGUGCCGACAGUUUUGGAUCUGCAUCUCGUGUUUCGUUAUUGUUAGUUACAGACUUUCCAAAAUUUCAUGGGGCAUCGGCAUUCUAUAUCACAUUUUUAUCAUAUACACUA